Molecule: messenger RNA, 4721 nt
Organism: Scatophagus argus
Lineage: Eukaryota; Metazoa; Chordata; Actinopteri; Scatophagidae
Gene: cast
Product: calpastatin
Exons: 36
Coding region: 228-3569 (1113 amino acids)
Cellular component (GO): cytoplasm
Molecular function (GO): calcium-dependent cysteine-type endopeptidase inhibitor activity
Source: RefSeq, a predicted model, not a curated record
AGAAAAGGAGGUUACAUUUGCUCAGUCUGAGUCUUUGUGAGUCAGAAGAAGACGAAGAGGAAGAAGAGGAGAGACAGGCAGACUUAUGUGAUAAUUAUCUGAAGCGUGUCUGUGGGGAGUGGCACGUCGUUUGGGGAGGCAUGAGAGAAAAGCUCCCGCGGUGAGGACAGCACAGAGCAGGUUUGAUCGUUUCUUGCUCCAGCAGCGUUUUCGCCUCCCGAUCCCUCAUGGCGUAUGCAGCGUACUGGAUGACACUUUCGCAGCCCAGCCAGGCCACACCCAAACCGGCAGCUCAGGUCUCCACUGUGAAGCCUGCACAGUUUGAGAAGGCAUCGUCAGGAUCCACCAUGGCUACAAAGCCUGGGGUGGUUACCAUAGCGACAGGCGGAGCCACAGGAAGUGGUGGCACAGCAGGAGGAAGUGCUUCGAUCGGGACUGCGGGAAAAGUGUCACCUAAAGCCAAAACAGAGACUAACACUACGCCUUCAGGUGCUACUCUUAUUGACAUGUCGUCUGCUGGGGCUACUGUUGUUGACAUGACAUCAGCCGGGUCGAGGGGCGGUCCUAAAGAGAUGUCAAAGACUGCACCUGUUUCCCAAGUCAAAGCCACAGCUACAGUUCCCUCUGCUGCUGCUGCGACCAUACCUAAAGAGUCACCUAAAGACACAGCCAAGAGUGCCACUGCCACCACAACUCUCAAAGGUGAUGAGCCUAAAGUUGAUCCUGUUAAAACAUCAAAGCCAGCUGCAGCAGCCACAGCUGCGGCUGUGCAAGGGAAGAAAGAAGAAGCAAAACCAACACAAUCAAAGGUACAGGCAGAGGUUCCUCCCACAGUAGCUACAGGAGCCAAACAGGCACCUCCAGUGGAUCCAUUUGACGCCCUGGCAAGCAUACUACCAUCAGCUGAUCCUGUCACACCCCCACAGCCUGUAUACACUGGGCCAGUGGUAAAAGAGCAUGACGUCAUCUCCGAGAGGGAUCAUAAGUGUGGAGAAAGAGAGGACACGCUGCCUCCAGGAUACAGAUUUAAAAAUACGGGCCCAGUUCCUGCCGAUGUAAAGCCCAAGGACGUUCCUAAACCACUGAGCACAAAUGAGGCCUUGGAUUCUCUGUCAGCUGGUUUCAUGACUUCCACUUCUCCAGCUGCACCCAAAAAGCAAAAGGACCAUGUUGACAGCAUCAGUGCCUCAUCUGCUGGCCCUGCCAGCUUUGCACCACCUCCUGUAAAGACUUCUCAAACUCCUGCUCCCCCUGCUGAUAAAAAAGCCAAGAUGGAGAAAGUCUCAGACGCCUCCUCUCUGGAGACUGGACUUCCGUCUGCUCCAUGCAAGGAAUCAGUCCCCCCUGUGUGUCCUCCUGCUGAUAAAAAAGCCAAGAUGGAGAAAGUCUCGGAUACCAAAGUUAACACCAAGAGUGAUAGGGACGACUCUAUGUCUCUGGAUGCUCUCAGUGCUCUCGGUGACACAUUGGCAGCAGACAAACCAAAACCCGAACCCCCAAAACUCAGACCUGCGGACAUCGUCUCGGAGGACAAAUUCAAGAAAGAGAAGGGUGUGCAUGUGGGAGAGAGGGAAGACACACUUCCCCCAGACUACAGGUUUAAAGAGGACGAACUCAAAAAGCUGCCUCCACCGAAACCUGAGCCCACCAUGGACACUGGUGAGGCUCUGGACAUUUUGUCUGGAGACUUCAUGACCUCCUCUGCAGCUCCUGCUGUCCAGGCUCCUGUUGUCACCCCCUCAGCUGCUCCUGCACAGAAAGCCCCUCCUGCAGCUGCACGUCCUGCUCCACCUGCGGAUAAAAAAGCCAAGACGCAGAAGGUGUCUGAUGACUUCUCUCUGGAGGCUGGACUUUCUGCUUCUACUGCCAAGACAGUUGAAUCUUCUGCAGUCCCUCCUGUGGCUGUGUGUCCUGCUCCUCCUGCUGAUACAAAAGCCAAAGCAGAGAAAACUGCUGCUGGAAAGGACACCACUGUAGCCAAGCCAAAGUCUGAUUUGGACGACUCCAUGUCUCUGGAUGCUCUCGGUGCUCUUGGCGACACGUUGGCGGCAGACAAACCAAAGCCUGAACCCCCCAAACUCAGACCUGAAGACAUUGUCUCGGAGGACAAAUUCAAGAAAGAGAAGGGUGUGCGUGUAGGAGAGAGGGAAGACACACUUCCCCCAGACUACAGGUUUAAAGAGGACGAACUUAAAAAACUGCCACCACCGAAACCUGAGCCCUCCAUGGACACUGGUGAGGCUCUGGACAUUUUGUCUGGAGACUUCAUGACCUCCUCUGCAGCUCCUGCUGUCCAGGCUCCUGUUGUCACCCCCUCAGCUCCUCCUGCACAGACUAAAGUAGAUGAUUUGUCAGCUUUGGAUGUACUUUCUGGAGAUUUUGUGGCUCCAACUAAAGCUUCUGCAGUUCAGGCACCUGGCCCUCUUCCCACCAAGAAGACACCAGAGAAAAUGGUUUGUCCUCUGGAGCAGCCUAAUUUAGUUGAUGUCAUUCCUGUACAACCACAACAAGCAAAACCCAAGACUAAGAAAGACGACUCCAUGUCUCUGGAUGCUCUCAGUGCUCUUGGCGACACGUUGGCGGCAGACAAACCAAAGCCUGAACCUCCCAAACUCAGACCUGAAGACAUCGUUUCGGAGGACAAAUUCAAGAAAGAGAAGGGUGUGCGUGUGGGAGAGAGGGAAGACACACUUCCUCCAGACUACAGGUUUAAAGAGGACGAACUCAAAAAACUUCCUCCUCCGAAACCUGAGCCCUCCAUGGACACUGGUGAGGCUCUGGACAUUUUGUCUGGAGACUUCAUGACCUCCUCUGCAGCUCCUGCUGUCCAGGCUCCUGUUGUCACCCCCUCAGCUCCUCCUGCACAGCCCUCUGCAGACUUUGCUCUGGAUGCCUUGGCGGGAGACUUUGUUGCCUCAACUGCUGCUCCUGCAGUGAAGUCUGCAUGUGUUCCUACAGAAACUUCACCACAGCUGUCAGCAGGAGCAGGCAGUGCCCUGGACGCUCUGUCAGACACCUUGAAGGAUAUCGCGCCCGCACCUCAGCCCACCCCAGUUCCUGGCAAAGACGUUGUCAAGGAGAAAAAGAUCGUUGAAGAGAGGCUGAUAAAAAUGGGAGAGAGAGACGACACGCUGCCACCGGACUAUCGACCCACCAAGGAAGAUCUCAAGAAAAUGAAAGAAGCUAAGGAAAAAACACCUGCAGCUCCCAAGGAGAAGACUAUGGAUGAUAAAACGGCCUUGGACCUGCUGGCUGGUGACUUUGAUGCAGCUUCAAAGCCUGCUGCACCUGUUGCAUCUUCUGCAGCCACAACAAAGCUGGAACCUCCUGUGCUAGAUUCAGACCCCCUGAAGCCGAUGGCCGGUCCCGUCCUCGACUCUUUGUCAGACACCCUGCUCCCAGACACCCCAGAGUUCACAUCCAAGACAGACAAACCAAAGGGCAAGAGCAAGUCAAAGUCAAAGUCUAAAAAACACCACACAGACGAGCCAUCUGCCACUGACCAGCUAUCAGCUCAGCUAAGCUCAGACGUUGUGCCAACAUCCACAAACAAGGGAGGCAAGAGCUAGGCCACUCGGUUGUCCUCCCGGGCCACAGGGAUGCAUCAGUGAGGGAGCUGAUCUCUGGAUAUUGAUUCUAUUUUUCUAAAACAUCAAGAAUGUAUACUGGAUGAAAGAUGAAAGAAGACGAAAUGUACCCAAACAUACCCUCAACACACUCAACAUAUAUUGAUAAACACACACACACACACACACACAGAUAGCUCUGCGUGCAGCGCCUUUCUUGCUCAGUUUCACAUGCGUUUACAGUGACGAGAAGCUUUUGGUCUUUGGCGGAAAUGAAAAGAAGACUUGAAGAAAGAAGACAAGAUGGAGAACAAAAGAACCAAUCAUGAACAGGCAAAGAGAGAAGAACAACUGAAGGGAGAGAGCGUUUUAAAGGAUUUAAAGAUGAGUGAAAAUCUUUUUGUUUUGUUGCUUUAUGCGUUGGACGUGCUGAGGGAAGGAAAGCGUUGCUCGUCAGAGUCCUGCAUGCACAUCUCUGCUGACAGCUUCUGUUUCUCCAGUGGCACUAACAUCACAACAUAACGCCUAUUUAACCCUGGUGGUGUUGUGACGUUGGUUGGAGCGGUGGUGGCUGUCAGCUUGCCUGGGUGCAUUACGGAGUGGGUGUGUCGUAUCGGGAUGUUUGUGCGAUCUUGAUGUACAGACGCAACAGCCAAGUUUUCUAUCACGAUGUGACAGAUGCCAUUAAGACACUAUUGUACAGCUUAGUUUGCUAGUAUUUUGGACAACACAUAGUUUACAUGACAUGUCUGUAUUCAUGAGCUUCUUGCAAAUGCCUUUUACUUCCUGUAGAGAAAUAUCUGCCAUAAGAAGGGUCUGUAUGUAUUUGGCCAUGUAGGAAAAAAAAAAGAAUAAAUUUCAUGCGUCCAAAAGUGCACUUAGUGAACUGAGGUGGUUACAAGCUUCGUACACUGCCUUUGUUUGUAUACUGUAAAAAAAAAAAAAAGAUUUUUUUGCUCUAUAUAAGACAACACUGUAUAAUUUAGAAAGGGCUUCCAACUGUAAAAUUAAAAAUCAGUAUGCUUUCCCAAAGCUUUUUUUUUUUUUUCUUUUCAUGUCAAAGGUCUUGUGUGGGUGUGAGUCAAAUGAUAUGAGAGAUAUUUUAGAUGUGGGAAUACUAAUUAAAUAAAUAAAUGAAAAGUUUCUCUAUGUAAA